This is a messenger RNA of Mizuhopecten yessoensis (Yesso scallop), 738 nucleotides long. RefSeq lists its product as uncharacterized. Lineage: Eukaryota; Metazoa; Mollusca; Bivalvia; Pectinida; Pectinidae. The record is from RefSeq and is a predicted model, not a curated record. The transcript has a single exon. The coding region runs from base 1 to 738 and encodes 245 amino acids.
AUGUGGACAAGUGACUGUUUAACUACUAAACUGAAACGCCUUACUUGUCAGGGAGAUAUACAAGAUCAAAUACGGAGUCGUUUCCACAUACGCGAUAACUCUGUAUCCCCCACUACUCGCAAUCUCUGGACAUGUUCUGAAAGUGUCGAGGAGCUCAUAUCAGGUAAACUGACUGAGAGAUUCAAAACAAAUGAUGAACCUCGAUGUCUUUGUGUUACUAGUGAUGAGCAUAUCCUUGUUGGAACAAAACACAGAAUUUCCGAGUACACUCCGGACGGGAAGCCCGGUAUCACCACCGAAAUAUCAUUGUUCAAGAAAGCGGUGGUGUGUUCACCAUGGAGGAUAUCACAGUGUCCCCUCAGCGACAAUGUCGCUGUAGUUGAUAGAGAUGAGGAAAAAGAUGGCGGUAAGGACAAACCAGCAGUCAUAGUGUUGGACAGACAACUACAGCACUUAUAUAGGUAUGGAGAAUCACAACACAACAGCAUGACUAACUGUCAAUGUUUUGACCCCUGGGAUUUGACGUACGACAGUCAAAGAUUCCUGGUGGUUGCUGACUAUAAAAACAAACACCUACAUCUCCUGAGUGGUGAUGGACAAUACCUGCGACUGCUACAUACUGAUAUAGACUGUCCCCGAGCUGUAUGUGUGGACACGGAGGGAGUGCUGUGGGCGGUGUUUGGUCUUGUAUCCAUGACUUAUCAAAAGGUGAAACGACUGCAGUACACAGGAUUUUAA